AUGGAAAAGCAGCAGCCAUCUCCAUCCAUGGCAGGAGAGUGGGAUCUUGCAUCUCAUAUCCCGCCAGCGCUAGAGACUCCUGAAAUACCUCUGCUAUCGGUGGGAUUACAAGCUAUGGGUCUCUCAGAUCAAGGACAGAAUCAACAGAAUAGAGAAGAAGAAAAGGAGGAGUUUACUCUGUUGCUGAAGGUUGCAUGCUCAGGAGGAACACCGAAGAUUCUAUCUCUUGGUUCAGUUCAGCAAGCAAUGAUAAGGGCCUGGAGGAACAAUUUCUACAAAGUUUCUCAGGUAAAUCAGUUGAUUUUCAGAGCGCACUUCUCUUCUUUCGAAUCCAUGAUGUUCGUGUAUACAAAGCAGCCAUGGACAGUAGGAUCUGAUGUUAUGCUGAUAGAGUUUGAAAGUCCGAGAAAAGAUAUUGAGAAAGGAGACUACAAAUUUGAAUAUGUGUAUGCUACUAUCAGAGCCUAUGGGAUUCCAAAAAAACACAGAUCCUUCAAGAUUCUCAAGGAUAUACUGAACCUUGUUGGUAACCAAUCUGAGUUCCAUGAACUGAGACAAGUAAUGCUAGAAUCAAGACCAGAUUACAUAUGGGGAAUUGCCAAGAUCAAAGUAGGAAUGUCUGUAUAUGAUCGAGUGAAGCUUUUGUAUUCAGUUAAUGAAGCGGGAAUCACUUAUCUCAAUUAUGAGAAAAUUGGAAGAAUCUGUGUAUUCUGUGGAGUAAUGUUUCAUACAGUGAGAAAUUGCAAUCUUAGACAAAGGAUUGUUGCAGAGAAAAUUCGGUCAGGCCAAGCAGACCAAGCACAACAGGUGCCGUUCCAGCGUUAUGGUUCAUGGAUGGUGGAGCCUGCAGAUAUUCCAAUAAAUUUUGCUGUUCAAGGUGAAGGAAGCAAUCCAAUCUUCAGUACAUAUCAGAGCCCACACAUUGGCAGAUCCCAGAGAGCUAUUGGAGAAGAUCAGUUGAGGCAAAGAGCAGGUGAAGGGUCGAAUGCAGGUAUGACAAGAAGAAGACUGCAAUUCGAAGAACAUUCUUCAGCAAAGGAGCACGAACAGCAGUUGCAAGAUAGUACUGUUCAUACACCAAGAAGCAUUGAUGGCGGGAACCAAACUCAGAGCGGUGCUCGGAGGACAGCUAUAGUGCAUGAAAGACACGUUGGAGGGACAGUUGGUGCCGCCGCUAGUGCUGGAAAAAGUGUACUCGAGAAUAACCCGGCUUCUCCUUUUCCUAAUCCCCAACUCCCCUCGCUGGCCAAAUCACCACCAAAGCGAGCGAGCACCUCGCUCGAUCUCGUGUCCCAGCAGGCGGCGAAGCGAGCGGCGCCCGCGACGGGCCAAGAUGGAGACGGAGGGGACGCCGAUCUGCAGGCGAUGCAGAUGUGCCCGCCGGCUUUCGGAGCCGGCUCCCUUGGCGCACAGCUGGAGGAAGGAGGAGGUGCUCGAGCUCUCCCGAGUGCGGCUCAAGCCAUCGCCGACUCGAGAGGCGGAGGAGGAAUCCUUGGAGCAAGGCCAAGCUUCUCCAACAAACCAAGGUCAAAUCCCAACCCCACUCUUUCCGCUGCAAGGAGCAGGAAUCGACGUAGACCUUCAGGAUGGGAUGUUGAAGAGGUUGCCAAUGCUGGAAUUGGCCACAGAGUUGUUGGGAUUACUCACCAUAAACCUGGUGCUUCCACCUGGCGUCGUGUUCACCGGGCUCAAGAAGUGGCUGUGGGCAAUGCUGGUGGCAGAGAUGCUGGCCAGACUGUGGGGAUAUUUGGUAUCCCCAAUUCUGCUUCAAACUGUGCAUCGCCGGCUCAUAGCAGCUCGGCUCAUCGAGCAGACCAUGAUCCCUGGCCGCUACACACGCCGUCGCCGUCUCACUCUAUGGCUACGCAAGAUUCUCAACAAGGAGGUUUCUCACCUCCUCCUUUGGCUCGCGAGCACUAUGUGGGUAUGGAUGGCUGUUUUGGCAGUGAUGCAACCGGAGGCCAGGCAAAUGUUCAAGGCCAAAUUCAACUGGGCACCUCUAGCAAUGAUGCUACACAAGCUGUGUGUGACAACUCUGGGAGAACAAGCAUGGACAUGGAUCUCGAGGCAGCGGCGCCAGCCCUUAAGGCGCCACGGGCGCCAUGAGAGCCUUAGGAUGGAACUGCCAAGGUAUGGGCAGGACCCUUGGCAGUAACAAGAUGGUGUAUCUUGCCCGGAUGAUAGCCUCUACUAAACCUCAGCUUUGUAGUGCCCUCUCGAAGACGCUCGGGCGGGCUCUGGUUGAUGUGGAAUGACGAGCUUCAAGUGACUGUGAAUAGUUCUAGUACCCAUGUUAUCCUAGCUACUGUAGUUUAUAGCACUAGAAAUCUUAAAUUUGGCUUAGUGUGUAUAUAUGGUGAUCCGUAUCAUCGACAAACUACUGCUAUCUGGGAAGAA
Messenger RNA from Lolium perenne, 2397 nucleotides. NCBI's taxonomy places the organism in Eukaryota, Viridiplantae, Streptophyta, Magnoliopsida, Poales, Poaceae. The record is from RefSeq and is a predicted model, not a curated record.